UUCAGAAUAAGAUGCUUAGACUUCACAACUCUUAUAACACAGAAGAGUUAAGUUGUUCUCUAAAUCAGCUGUGGAAACAGGAACAGUUUACGGAUUGCCGGAUAAGUUGUCUGGAUGGGAGUAUAAUGUCAAGUAAGAUUGUCCUCGCCUCCCACAGCAGCAUGCUGGAGGCCGUCCUUCAACCUGUGGAGGUCGGAGAGAUUCUCCUUCUAGACUUUAGUCUGGAGGCUGUCAGAUUUCUAAUGGGUAUAUUACACGGAGAGCAGAUCUGUAAACCGAUCCAAUGUUAUGAAAUACCCGAACUAAUUCACGCACUGGGUAUUCAAACUGAUCUUACACAUAUUUUCCCACUAGAAUCAGAGAUUGAGGAUUUAGAAAAACAGAACCUCAAGGAUGAUGAGGCAGACGAAGAAAAACCGGAGGUUAUCGAGAAAAUACAAGUUCUGAGAAGAGGUCGGAGAGGCCGGAAAGUUGCAGAAACCUGUGAUAUAUCUCCUAAAUCUAAAAUUAGUUCCUUAAAUGAUGAUUUGACCCAAACUAUUGAUGAAUUUGUUCAGGAUGUAGAAGAGGAAGAACAAAUGGAUAAACAAGGUAUGACACUAAAGAGAAAAAGAUGCCAAAGUCCUAGUCCCUCCCAGAGAAAGAAAACAGGACGAAAACCUGCCAAUGAGAAGGUCAAACUCCAGAUGGGAGCUGAAUAUACAGGACGGUUUGUUGCACCGGAGGAACUUGAAUCCCUCUGUUCUUCGUAUAUUAAGAAAAGUUUGUCUAGUCCAGAUCCUAAUCUCUCCUGUGAUCUGUGUGGAUAUGUGAGAAGGGAAAGAGAAGUUUUGAUUCAACACAUAGCAGUUCAACACAUGGAUCUGCUUACUAUUAAAUGUAACAUCUGUCCGCAUCUAGGGAAUGAUGUGAACAAGAUGGAGAGACAUAUGAACACUCAUGGAUUUACAAGAGAGAAAGAUAAGGUGGGUGAGUAUCAGUUGUUGAGCAGGGAAGAGAGUAGCCUGGAGAUCCUGGAGGAACGGUUCCAACAGUUCCAAUGUGAGUUCUGCAGGAGGGUACUCAAGAGUAGAGAGGAUGCCAAGGGACACCAGGAACAGUGUGGGGGAGGGAAAACAAAUAUUUGGUAUUCAUUAAUCAGCAACAAUAGGUUCAAGUGUAAAAUGUGCGAGGAGGUGUUUACUCACAAGACAGGGUUAAAAUCUCAUCUUUCCUACACACAUAAUCAGACUCUACCGUUCGUUUGUCAGGAUUGUGGGGACUCAUUUAUCACUAGUUCAAUGAUGGAGUUCCACAGGCGAAACAGUCAUAAACGUCGGCAGAAGGAGACGAAGACUCUGAUUGGAAAUUAUCAUCUCAAAGACUACAUGACUUAUCUUCCAAAGGAAGAUGCUGAACCCAUCCUGCAAUCCUACUUUAGGGUUGGGGCUGAUGGCCUAGUCUGCAGAAUUUGUGAUAAAGUAUAUUCCGAAGAUAGCAUCAGGUCCCACCUACUGCAUUCCCAUCUGAAGUUGGCAUUGUACAACUGUGAACUGUGCAGCAUUAAGUUAAAGGAUGAAAUAGAAUACCAGAAUCAUAUUCAGACAGAGCACAAUGUUCAGGAGAUCAAGACUGUUGAACUACCAGCUGUCAGCUCGGAUACAGAGUUUCUGUUUGUUCACGAGGACGGAGAUGCCGCGGAUUCAGAAACUAACGUGGCAUUCGUCAUUCAUCAGACAGGAGAAAGCCCUUCAAAAAUACAACUUGAGCCUGCAACAAACUGCCAUCAAGUCUUUAAUAUAAGGACUGACACUGUAUCCAGUCUAAAGGGAUGGUACUGCAGCCUAGAAAAAAGUGAAGAAGUUUUAAAAGAGAAUAUUCUAAAACCCGGCAGACAACUAGUUUGUAAACUAUGCAAUAAGGAAUGGAGCAGUAAAAAUUUUAACCUAGCCAGGGAACACAUUUUUGACCAUUUCAACCUGUAUUUGUACAAAUGUGACAUUUGUGAUACACUGUUCAAGAAAGAAGAGCACUUGACAAAUCACAGGAAAACCCACAGAGCAGAAGAGGAGGAGGAGGGGGAUGAGAAACCAUUUGGAGACUUUCACCAGCUCUCCCAGCCUGUUUAUAUUCCUUGGAAACAGGCUAAGCCUCUCAUAGAUGCCUACUUCAGGAAGGAUGAGGAAGGAAGGUGCUGGUGCCGGCUGUGUAACUACUCGAAUAAGGAAUCCAGGAUUACAAGAGUACAUCUUCUCACACAUCAUCUUAAAAUGAAUAUUUAUCAAUGCCAGGAGUGUCUAGAAGAGUUCAAGAUUGAACAGAAUAUCAGGAAACAUCUGAAGGAUGAACAUGAUCUAGAGUUUGAAGGUCUAGAGAAGCUGGAAGAUCCCGAGUAUGAGAACUCUGAAACUGAGAUCGAUACUGAAGAUAUCAGAACGGUUGAUAUAAAGGACCUGCAGGGUAAGAAGAUAUCAGUGGCCCAGGGGCGAAUCCUUCGUAAACUUCAUAUCUCAAGAAAUAUUACGGAACGAGUAUUUGAGUGCCAGCUUUGCGGAGAACGAAAGGAGAGUUUAUCCAAUUGUUCUGAUCACGUGAUGUCUGCUCAUCUAAACGUCUUUAUCUACAGAUGUUCAGUCUGUUCUAAACUAAUAAGAAACUGGAGUAUAUACUCUAGACACAGAGCUAGUCACGACCGUCCCAGCCGGAAAGCUGGGAUUCGGCGCAGUCAGCUGCAUAGAGCCGAUCAGUCUGACAGCGGUCAACCCGGGGAUCUGCAGAUCAAGACAGAAUAUCAUUUACUGGAGCAAGAUCUUUUUGUAGGAUAUGAAGAGGGUAUGAAGAUAGUUUACGAGUAUAUAGAGCACAUUGGAAACAAGAAUUAUAAAUGUAAAAUGUGUGAAUUCACCAGUCUCAGUCAGGGGGUAGAGACUCAUGUCUUCUCGAAGCAUCUUCCGAAGCUUUAUCUUUUCAAAUGUGAUGUGUGUGCAAAAAUGUUCCGAUAUUCUAAAUCAAUGUUCAAGAAUCACAUGGAGCUCCACACUUCAGGGAAACUGCCCUGUCCAAUAUGCCAGGAGAUGAAUUUAAACCCCGAGAAAAGGUUCACGAAGGAGAGCUUGGCCGCCCACAACAAGAGGUUCCAUAAGGAGGGGGAGUACAUCUGCAAGGUUGAGACUUGUUCUGGUAAGUUUGAAAGUCCUGCGCAUCUCCGGGUACACGAGAGAACUGAGCACUUCCUGGGUUUACCCCAGAGAAAUUUCCAGUAUAUGUGCCAGAUCUGCAACCAUACUUUUAGGAAGAGUUCACAAAUGGAAUCCCACUUAAAAAGCUGUCAGGCUGGGCGGAGUAGAACGUUAUUCAGACAACGGAUAGCAGAUUCACUUACCUGGGAAGGAAACGGUGUUUAUAGUUGCAAUAUGUGUGGAGAAAAGUUUGAGCCCCCUCGUCCCUCUGCCAGUAGUCUACCUAAUGCCCGGAAACACGUGGUUCUUGUUCAUAAGAAAACUCAUCUCAGAAAAACGAAGAUGUCUUGGACGCAAGGUGUAGAGGGACUAAACCCGGAGAAGAAAGCGUCCAGGAGGAGAAGGAACAUGAACCUGGAGAACACGGAGAAUGAGGAGAAGAACUUAGAUGAACCGACCUACAUCAUUCCUGAACAAAUACCAAGUUAUCAGGAAGUGGUAAUUCAAUCACAACCUUAACCAAUAAAGUCUUCCAUCCAAUCCUAAUUUAAUUUAUUCAUGCAAAAAUUAGUUAAUUUUUUCCAUAAUUAU
Eurytemora carolleeae is the source of this 3749-nucleotide messenger RNA. Its product is annotated as zinc finger protein 845. Gene Ontology annotation, molecular function: RNA polymerase II transcription regulatory region sequence-specific DNA binding; protein binding; DNA-binding transcription factor activity, RNA polymerase II-specific. Bases 12 to 3677 code for a protein of 1221 amino acids. Lineage: Eukaryota; Metazoa; Arthropoda; Copepoda; Calanoida; Temoridae. Gene Ontology annotation, cellular component: nucleus. The record is from RefSeq and is a predicted model, not a curated record. The transcript is spliced from 28 exons. Gene Ontology annotation, biological process: regulation of transcription by RNA polymerase II.